Molecule: messenger RNA, 720 nt
Organism: Arachis stenosperma
Lineage: Eukaryota; Viridiplantae; Streptophyta; Magnoliopsida; Fabales; Fabaceae
Exons: 1
Coding region: 1-720 (239 amino acids)
Source: RefSeq, a predicted model, not a curated record
AUGUACUCAAGGUUCCUAGAUUUGUUUGCAUCUCUGCAUGUGAACGUACCAUUCAUCAAGGCCAUCCAACAAAUGCCUGCAUUCAUCAAGUAUAUGAAGGAACUUCUUCCCAGGAAAAGCUCACUCAAAGGAGGCCAAACUAUAGUGUUGAACAAGGAAUGUAGUGCCCUUAUUCAACCUGAGUUGCCUGUAAAAAGAAAAGACCCAGGGAGUUUUCACAUCCCCUGUGCCAUAGGAGAAACAAUGUUCGAUAGAGCACUCUGUGAUUUGGGGACAAGCAUCAACUUACUGCCAUUAUCCUUGGUAAAGAGGUUACAGAUCAAUGAGAUAAUGCCCACAGAUGUGGUCAUCAAACUGCCUGACAAGACUCAAAAGCAAGCAAUAGGAGUGGUGGAAAAUGUGUUGCUAAAGGUUGGGAAAUACUUUCUCCCAACAGACUUUGUCAUCCUGGACAUGGAAGAGAGUCACACUCACCCAAUCAUAUUGGGAAGACCCUUCUUAGCUACGGCAAGAGCACUCAUAGAUGUGGAGAAAGGGGAGCUAAUAUUGAGAAUCCUUGAUGAACGGCUCAGCUUUAAUGUCUUCAAACUCUCACAAGAAGCAGACCAAGAGCACAAGGAACCAAGCAAAGAUCAUAAUGAGAUGCUGAAGGAGGAAGCAAGUACUGAAGCACACCCAACCUAUCUGGAGACCCCUUUGGUUGAUAAACAAGGGAAAUAG